Papaver somniferum (opium poppy) is the source of this 1527-nucleotide messenger RNA. Its product is annotated as UV-B-induced protein At3g17800, chloroplastic-like. The coding region runs from base 149 to 1417 and encodes 422 amino acids. The transcript has 3 exons. The record is from RefSeq and is a predicted model, not a curated record. Lineage: Eukaryota; Viridiplantae; Streptophyta; Magnoliopsida; Ranunculales; Papaveraceae.
AAUUGUAAAUGUUAUAUUCAUCCCCACGAACCCUCUUUCUUCAUCUUCUUCCUCGAGAAAUUCUUCUCCAAAUCCCUAAUUUUAUUUUCGCUGAUCUUGAUAAUCUAACUUGAAUCAAUUCCAACUAAUUGUGGAAUUUUAAGUGUUGAUGGACUGUUGUGCUUCAUACAAAAGAAUCACCCCAAUUCCUGAAGCUUUACCCAAUGUGGUGAAGUCUGAUAAGGGAAGAGCAGAUCUUAAGGUUUUUGCUAAGAUUGGAUUCUUCUCUGAUUCUGAUUCUUCUUCUUCUUCUUCUUCUUCUUUCAAAUCAACUCAGGGUGCCCUAAAGAUCUGUGGAGCUCAAAGAAGGACAAUUGAAAGUAGUUUCAAAAGGAAAAUCCCAAAAUUUGUUACCUCUGCAUAUGCAAGAGGAACAGAUUCUAGUCCUUGUGAUUUCACUGGUGUUGGUGGUACUACCCCUCUUGAACCAAGAUCAGCAGCUGGAAAAUUCUUAAGUGGUAUAUUACUGAACCAACGACACCUGUUCCCGUUCGCGGUAGCUGAGCAACUCGAUGAGUUGGUUACCGAAAGAGAUGGUGCAGUUGCACGCAAGGACCAGAGCUUGGGUUCUGAGGAAUCUGAUCUUCACAGGAGGAUUGCUGAAAUGAAGGAAGACAAGUGCCAAACUGCGGUUGAAGAUGUCAUGUACAUGUCAAUUGUUCAGAAAUUCUUCGAACUAAAAGUUCCAAUGGUUCCAAAGAUCUCCAGCUUCAUUGAUAAUGGAAGACUACAGAUAUGGCCAUCACAACAGUGUGAGCUUGAAUCGAUUCACAGCUUAGAAGUUCAGAAUAUGAUAAAGGAGCAUCUUACUACAAUUCUAGGUUGGAGAUGGAAAUCAAAUACGACAGGUAAUAGGAUCACGUAUCAGACCAGUAGGCUUCAACUUGGCCGUCUUUACGCCAGUUCCAUCAUGUAUGGUUACUUUCUGAAGUCUGCGUGUCUGAGACACCAAUUAGAAUCAAGUCUAGCUUUGACAUACGAAGACUUUCCUUCAAUUGGGUUGUCAGAGUUCUUCCCAGCAGAAGCAAAUAGCGCUGCUGUUCACGGCCAAUCUACAGACAGACGCUCGACUUCGUCCUGUCAACAACCACGGAGUGUAGAAACAAAUACUACCUUGAGGAAUUACGUUAUGGGGUUUGAUUCAGAGACUCUGCAGAGAUGUGCGAAGUUGAAAUCCCAGGAGGCCGUUAAUCUGAUUGAGAAGCAUACAUGGGCAUUAUUUGGGAACGAGCAGGGGGAAGACACUGAGAAUGACGAUGCGAUUGUUGUACCAAAUUCGAGCAUGAAGAGAUUAGUUUUGGAGGCUACUGCUUUUGGUUCUUUCCUUUGGGAUGUUGAAGAAUAUGUAAAUUCUGUGUACAGAUUGAAGGAUAAUUGAUUUUAGGAAGAAUUUUUUAGUUCCAGAAUCUGUUGUUAGAAAAAUCUCCUUUAAAAAAAAUAUCAAAGGAAAUGUAUAUUAGUAAUAUGAAUGAAAUAUUUAGUUAGAAA